This is a messenger RNA of Drosophila subobscura, 1674 nucleotides long. RefSeq lists its product as uncharacterized. Gene Ontology annotation, cellular component: nucleus. The transcript is spliced from 2 exons. The record is from RefSeq and is a predicted model, not a curated record. Gene Ontology annotation, biological process: regulation of transcription by RNA polymerase II. The coding region runs from base 62 to 1639 and encodes 525 amino acids. Gene Ontology annotation, molecular function: DNA-binding transcription factor activity, RNA polymerase II-specific; sequence-specific DNA binding. Lineage: Eukaryota; Metazoa; Arthropoda; Insecta; Diptera; Drosophilidae.
UGAUGUCAACUUUGUGUUUUCAAUUUUGUAUUGAUUGAAUUUCAAGGAAUUUAAUUGAAAAAUGUCGCGAAAUGUGAUGCUGACGGAUGAACAGAGCAAAUUGAAUGCCCGCCUGGAGGCGCACAUGGUGUACAUAUGCCCCGAGUGCGGAAAAGCCUUCCGGACACAGGCCGAGUGGCGUCAGCAUUUGAAUACAAAACAUGACUAUCUGAAGAAGACCUAUACGGACUUUAACUUUAUACAAAUCGAUGAGCGCUACCAUGAGUGCCAGAUCUGCUUCAAGUGGGUGGAGAAUGCCCACAAGACAAUCGCCCUGCUGCAGUACCAUUAUUUCAUGCACUUGGAGCACAGCGAGACAUAUCGCUGUGUGCACUGCCGCAUGGCAUACACCCGGAGACGGGCCCUCAAUGGCCACUUGCUGGACACGCACAUGCGCGAGAUUGAGAAGUACGAGACGAAGCUGCGACAAAUGAAGAGAACUCAGAACCACAAGGCGACGGCGACGGCGUUACAGCCAGCGUCCGGCCGAGUGACACCGAAACGUCGCGGCCGUCCGCCAGGCACGGGUCGCAAGCGCAACGAUCUGCUGCAAAAGGCCCUAAUGGACAUUGAUCUGCAGGCAGAGGAGGAGAAAUCCUCCCAGCCCAAGCCGAAUGUUAGCGAGGUGAACCUCGACAGAUGCCUGACGGCGUACGAGGAUAUUGUGCGCAAGGAGGAGGAACAGAAGCCCAAGUAUGAGGCCGAUUUGGAUGCACUUUGCCAGGAGUUUUUCGAUGAUCCCGAAGCCGCUCAAGCCGAAGAGAAAGAUGAGGAGAACCAAGAGAUGGUCAUCAUUGAGAUCGAUGCUCUGGGCAAGGAUGAGGUGGCGCAGCUAAAGAAGGAAAUGCACACAGACCCGGAAACUUCAUUCGGUGCAAGCAACGUCAAACGGCGACGAAUGUCCACCAGCCCCACCAGGGAUUCCGAUACGGAGAUCUCCACCAAUGGCCUGAUGAAACUCUUGUCCUUUUUGUGUCCCAAGUGCGGCAAAGAGGUCCAUUCCAUGGAUGUGUGGCGCGAGCAUGUGUUCGAGAAGCACGACUUUGAGCACUUCAUUGAGAAUAGCUUCAAGAUCCUGGAGCCUGGACGCAAAAGCAAGUGCCUGCAGUGCCACGAGAUCCAGCCCAGCACCAAGAGAUCCGAGCUGCAGAAGCAUUUCUUCAAGCAUAUGCCCUACCGCUCGUACCUAAAGUGCACCAUUUGCCAUCGCACGAAGACAAGUAUGUCCAAAAUGUUCAAUCACAUACGCUACAAUCACCACGCGGAGCUGCAGCGCAAGAACAAGACGCAGCUGCUCAUCAAGAAAGAGCCCAAAAGUCAAAGCCCCAGCCACAAUCGUUAUUCGGUCAAGAGAGAUAAGCAAGAAGACGAAGAAGCCUCCGACGAUGGCGAGGCUCUCCACUGCGAUCACUGCCAGAAGUCAUACAAGAGCCAAAGGCGCUACCAGCGCCAUCUGGCCAUGUGCACCAGAGGCGGAAGUGUCACAAUGCGCUCUGCCACACCCAUACAAGCGGGCGUCGAUGCCCUAAUGAAUCAUUUGCGUGAGGGACGAAUGCGCAUGCAUGACAUAUGGAAAACGAUGCAGUUGCAAAAGUUGUAGAAAAUAUAAUAAUAAUUCCAAGAAAAUAAUAAUUU